CUCGCUAGCAGUUAUCUCUCCUCGCUAGACGUGGGAAUCACUCUAAGUUUUUGUGUGUGUGUGGGUUUUUUUUAAAAACCAAACAACUUAUGUUUAUGGUUUUUUUUUCCGCCCAGUGUUCUCUAUUUCUUGAUCCUGGCCAUUGUUCCUUAGAUUUGGGUUUACAAGCGUGCUCAAAGCUUUUGUGAACUUAUCAGGAUUUCUGAGAGGAUUCUGGGAGAUUUUUUUCCAUGAAAAAAAUGUGUUGAUAGUCUGCAUUUGGUCCAAAACAUUGGCCAUUAUUUUCAAUUGUAGAAUAGUGUGUGGGGAAAUAGGGCUGUAUGUAUUUAUAAAUUAAAAUCGGAAAUUCCUGUUUUAUAUUCGGCUUACAGUGUGGAUAUUAAAGGAAAAUGUCUUCUCAAAUUGUUGACUAAAGAAAAACAAACAGGAUAUACAUUAUACCGAAUCAAAUGAUUCCUCUAAUCAAGGUGACGAUAUAAUGGUGUCAAUUAAGACAGUGUUUAGAUCUAUUAACAAUGCUAAAGACACAUUAUUCUAGAGAGAAAGAUACGUCAAGACUCUUGUUCUUUGACAGUUUGAAUCUUAGUUAAUGUACUCACUUGGAGUCUUCGGUUUUGUGCUUUAUUUAUUCCCCUUGCGAUAAAUGGAUCAUAGUGACGUCACCGGCCUUAUGAUAAAUGGAUCACAUUGACGUCAUCGCAGACACUCACGUCAAGAACGGUGACGUCAUCGGCAGCGCCAAGAAAUCCCACAAGAGACGGGCACCCGACAGGCCGGAGCCCUUCCACUCGCUUGGACCAGAGUUCGGGCCGAACUACGGGGGAUCGUUCAAUGGCUCUUUGCCCCGAGAGCCCAACGGCUCUGCCUCCAGGAUCGAACAGCACGCGAAUCGCUCAGAGCAAAACAAGCCAUUAAAACGGCAGAGAAGCAACAGAUCUGCUCGAAGCACCGCAUCAUCAGCCAGAAGAAGGCAACAUGAUGAUGGCUGUGUCACAUGUUUGAGAGGCACUUUACAUUGCUACAAUGUUUGUAUAUUGAUUAUUGGAUGUGCAGCAUUAGGUAUUGGAAUAUGGCUCUUAGUUACAGACUUUGGGGCUAGAAAAGUGACUCCUGUUGUAGGGAAUCAAUUGUAUGAAGUGACAACUUACCUCUUGAUAGCAGGUGGAGGUGCAGUGGCGUUGCUGGCAUUUUGUGGCUGUUGUGGAACAAUACGGGAAGACAAAUGUGUCUUGUCAUUUUAUGGGACAACAUUAGCCAUUGUUCUAAUUGUACUAGGUGUGGCCUGUGGAUUAGCUUUUUUCUUCAGAAGUGAGUUAGCAGGCCACAUACAAGGUAGAAUGAAACAAACUCUAACACUAAACUACGGUGUUGAAGUACGCACAAAUGCUGAAAAUAAGCGACUGACUGAUGCUUGGGAUGCUAUGCAAAGACAGCUCCAAUGCUGUGGUGUUGUUGGCAAUUUCACAUCAUUAGAAGGUUAUAUUUACUAUUCUCUCAACACCAAGUGGAUUACAAGUCAAAAAAGUACCAACCAGAAGGUUCCAGAGAGCUGCUGCUCCUCUGGCGAUGUCAAAAUAUGCACAGGAGAAGCUGAUUUCAAUGGUCCUCCCCGAUUCUUUAAUAGUGAACUUUUUAAGCAGACCAAUCCUUUUCUAUAUACAAAUGGAUGUUACGAUGCAUUAAUAAAAUACCUGCAGACAUAUUCAGCAGUAGUGGGAACUGUAGCAGCCGUUGUGCCUCUUUUUUUGGUAUUUGGCAUUAUUAUAUCAUUCUGCCUGUGUUCUAGAGUUUCAGGCUAUGGGCACGAUGAUGAAGUAGAUUUAUAGCCUGAGGAUGAGGACACAGAGACUUGUUAACCUAAUAUUCCAAUGUUAUUGUAAGCCAUGGUUCAGCCGCCAACAUUGUACUAUUGAGAGAAGUUUCCAGUGUUAUUCUUAAAGACCUAGAAUGUACUGUACAAAGAACAAAGUUCUGAAGUCAGAGUCAAAAUCUAAAUGAAACAGAUAAAAACUGAAUCUUCAACUCGAAAAUCAAACCAGCAUCCAUCCAUAUAUUAAUUUUAAAAAAUUCUGUUUACAAUGCGAUUAAGAAGCAACUUUUUUUUUCUAGUGUACACAGCUUGUAAUUGAGAGGGAUAUAAUUGUCUUGGGAUGUUGAACAGUGGCCUAUCUCUACCCCACAGUUCAUUGGCUGUGUAACAUAGAAUACACACAUUAUUGAAAGUUUACUUGCACUGAAAUUUCAGCACAUCUAAAAUAGUUGUAUGUUUAGUGACAGCUGACCUACACCUUAUUGUUUCUGUUUAUUGAAAUGUGGUCUUUAUAAGAGACACACACAGAGAGAAAGGGGAAAAGUCUUACAGAUUUGUUUUUCUGGCUUGUUGGUUUGAUUGAAACUUAUAAUCUGAUGUAGAUCACUUGAUUUCUAGAUUCUGAUGCAUUCUGUGUAUCUUGGUUUUAGGCACUUGGUUGCUGUUCCUGAAUGUACUGAUCUUUAACUCUAACCCAAUCAGACAUAAAAUACUUCCCCCUCCACCUACAUUCCAUCUUGAUUAUUUUUUUUUUCCUUCUUCUAAUCACCGAAACUAAAUAAAAACGCAACAGCAGCUAACAUUUAUCUUUCAGUCAGUCAUCAAAUAUUUGUUCUUGAUUUUUGUUUCUUUUUCGGUUUGAAAGUUUUGUCCAAAUAUCUAGGCUAUUGAUAUUAUGUUUCCUAUGUCAUUUUUUAUAUCAUUGUCUAACAUAUGAUAUUUGAUGGUAGAUUUUAUGAAAUAGGUUUGAUUUAUAGACAACAUAUUCAUGGUUGAUACUAGACUUGUUAUAAAUGUCCUCUUCCUUUUUUUUUUUUGAAUUCUAUUUCUGAGAUAGUCCUUAUGAGCUAUUUUGAGAAAUAUAAACUUCAGAUUGUUUUUUCCUUGUGAUACAAAGUUGAAAAUAAACAUUUUGCUUGGAAAGGCUUCAGACAAGUUACAUGUAUGUCUUUGUUAGCUGUCUUAGUAGAGAAGUAGCUGUUAUUUGGCAAAUAGCAGUCUUGGUAGACAAGUGAAUGUCUUGGAAGAGAUGUAGCUGUCUGUCAUUUGGCAUGUAGCUGUCUUGAGACUGGUUCAUAAAUGGCUUAAGUUCCACUUUCAGACCUCAUGAUUAAUAGGGCAGAUGAUGUAAAGGUCAUCUGUUUCUGUGGCCCACAGUUGAAGAAGGUGUCAUGUGGCCAGUACAAUGACCAACCACCUUUACUUUUCCCCAACUAAUGUCAGGUACCCAUUAGAGCUGGCUAGAUUCAGAGUAGCCCAAAGAUCCUGAAAUUAAAAAUCCCAGUCUACACCAGGAUUUAAACCUACGACCCCCCAGUUCGGAAGCCAAGUCAUAAAUCACCGCAUCUGUCAUAAAUGGUUAGAAAACUCAAUUUCCUGAUAUUUUUUUUUAUUCCCUGUUUCACUUGCACAUAACUUUCAAAGUAUUGUUUUCUAAAAAAUGUGCUUUUUUUCUUUUCACUUUAUAAUUGUUCUUUACUGGAACAGUUAAGUUAAAAAAAUCAAUCAAUAAUUUAUGGUCUGGAUUUGAGUCCUCACAUUAUUUGUAUAUUUGUUUGUUGAUUCCAGAUUUCUCUUUACCUAGGCUUCAACCUAUAUCUCAUCACUGGCUUAGUAUGUUGAUCCCUGACAAUAACAUUGUAAUUCUGCUGUUAUAUUCAUUCUGUAUAAUUUAUCUGUAAAAUGAAUACAUUAAAAAAAAAACAUACAUAAAUUCCAUGUACUUUGCAGGAGUGUUCUAAGAUAGCCAUGGUGUAGUAUUUCAUUUUCUCUGCACCUGUUGGCAGACCAUUGUUUUACUUGAAGAGUAAGUGCUGGUAAAAAGUAGUUAGUCAUUUCAGAGAGACCAAAGUUUUUUGUUUUGUUUUUGGCAGCUUUACAGUAUAUGAUGAAGUUGUGUGAGUGUGGUCACAUAGCAACUCAUAAAAGUUGUGUGAGUGUGGUCACAUAGCAACUCAUAAAAGUUGUACGGUAUGGGGAAUUAAUGACAUUUCAAUGAGAUUAAACAUUUUUUUUUUUUUGUAACUCAUAAAUUAAUUUGUACACAGCAGCAUUUCAAGCCAUCUAUUAACAGGACUUUCUACUUAUUGCUUCUGUUGGCAUUCAUUUCAGAUUAUUACUUAUUUCAGUUAUAGCUUUUGUUGGCAUUAGGACUAUUUGUAAUUUCAUUUUAAUACUUUUGCUGCAUUUGUACAGCACUGUUCAAUUCCCUUUUACAGCUUUUGUUGGCAUUCGUUUAGGGUUGCUUUUUGAACAAUAACUUUUAACAGCUUGCUAAAACUAUUUUUUUUUGCGAAUGUAUUUAACUUUUUUUUGUUUUGACCUGCAUUAUUUAUUCUGUUGAUUAGGAAGAAAAUUGUAUGAAGGCAGUAAUGUUGAGGAGUAGAAGUACGUAGGUACAGACUAAAGAUAGUAGGCAAUCAAACUUGUGGUCUUGCAAGAACAAAUGGCUUCACCUCAUGCGUACGUCCUUCCAGUGCACUGUGUAGUGUUUAGCUUAGUGAUGCCUUUCAAAUCCUCAUUAUUUCAGCACAUUUAGUUAGCGCUGCCAUCUUUUAUCCUGGUUCUUCCUCAACUGGCUCUUCAAUCAGACUUGUACUUAAACUUGAUUGGCUGUUGUUAUUUUUAUUGUGUCAUUGCAAAUGGAACUUUUCACACAACUAUUUUAUUGCCAUAACCAGAUACAGUCAAACAUUUUGUCACUAACUUAUUGAAGUAAUGGGAAGAAAUUCUCUUUACUAGCCAGAUUAGAAAAAAUGGGAGAGUUUCCCUUGUAUUUCCAGCAAGCAUUGUUUAAAAUGCAAAAAAAAAGGAGUUAUUAUACAGGGCAGAAUCUUCAAAUUAAAUCAGGGUGAACUUGAUAGUGGUACUUCCUGUUCGAAAAAAAUGCACCAUAACACCAAAUUUUUAAAUUUUGUUUUUGGUAUUUGUGCAAACUUUGGUGUCUAUAGGAUUGACUAUAUUUGUCAACAACAAAUAUACAUUUAACCAAUGAUCUUAUAAACUCUAAGGCUGCAUUGUUCUGUUAGUUUUGAGACAUUUCCCUGGUGUUGACUGUGAUAAAAUUGGAGUGUGGUGUUAACCUACAAUUUUUCAAAUAUCUGUUUCAUUUAUUAAAACAAAUGCACUUCUUGAUUUAUAAUGUUGCUAUUAAUGGACAUGAACUGUGUGUUGUUUUAUUCACAGUUUUCAAAUAGUUUUAAUGAUUUAUUGAAAAAAAUUUAGCCAGUUUUAAAUCAUUGUUCUGAUAUAUGUAGCCAAAGUUUUAAUUCAGUAGCGAUAUAUGUAGCCAAAAUUUAAAAUUACAGCUAAGAAAAGAUAUAAACUGGAAUUACAAGUCAUGGACAUGCUUAUAGAAUUAUCACAUUUUUUAGGCUAAUUAUUUACUAAUUUAAGGAAUUACUGUCAGUUCUGAUUUCACAAAGAAGAGAAGACUAGUUAAUCUUUAGCUGGAUAAGUUGAUCAAGUCUCUUGCUUGAAAUAUUGAGCCAUGUAUGGUGUGGCAUUCUGUAUAAGCAUGUUGCAUUUCAAUUAGUUUAUGUGGAGACUUGCUGCAUUAGUUUACUUCAAACAUCUGAAAACUUGAGUUUUACCACACAAAAACAUUUGAUUCAGUUUAAGUUUCCCCUUAACACCAGUUCCAAUGACAACAGUGUGUGGAAGCAAUUGUUUGUUUCAUACAACAGUCUGUCAAUAAAAAGGGCUAUUUCAAAUUGGGGAGUUCAUUUCUCUUUGCAUUCAAUUUUCUAUAUUUGUAUUACCUGGUGAUGUUUGAAAAUUGUGAGCUGUUAAAGUUGUUUUGAUUGGAUCAGACUGAACAUUUUGAAAAGCAAAGCAAUAACAAAGCUCUUUUGUGUUUGUUUGUUUUUUCAAAGGGUAGCUUGUUUGAAUGUCCCAGAUUUUUAUGUUUUGUUGAUUUAAAAAUGAAUUGAUGAAAUGCCUCUGGGAAAUCUCAGGCAUUAUGUAUUCCAGCACUCCAUCUGUGUGUUGUUAGAGUUAUGUCUUUGAUUCAGUUGAGAAACUGGGUUUGUCUGUGUCUGUUUUAAGUAUUCACUUACCUAUAUCAGCAGCAUCAAAUGUAUACAAUUUUGUUCAUGGUAAUUUAAUAGUGAAUGGUCAGUGAUUAGUUUGUCCUAAUGUCAACCUUGCGCCUUUAAGAAUUAUUUAUUAUUGACUGGAAGAGUGUGAAGCCCUUGUUAUGUUAGAUCAUAACAAAUGCAGAAUUUUGUUAUGUCUUGCUUUUUUUUUUUUUUUUUUUAAACUUAACUUGUUUGUAACAUUUCUGGUAGAUGUUUUCUUUAAAAAAAAAUAAAUUUUUAACUGUUAACUAAUUGAAUUAUGAAAUCAGUAUCUUAAUGAUUCUCUGUAGAGCUCUAAACUAAUGAUCUUUUUUUAAAAUUUAUCCUGUGCUUUACCAUUUAGAUCUAGUUGACCACAAUCCAAACAUUUGUCCUUUUAAAUGUCACCUUGUUAAUUCUAGCAUAUAAUAGUCUAAAAAUCAUUGUUUCAACUUGUAAAAAUCAAGUCUAAACUAUCAGAAAUUUUGUUAUAUAUAUAUAUAUAUUCAUGUAUGUUUUGCUUGACUAUUGAAUGAUUUCCUCAAUUGAUACUUUGUUACUGAGACAAUGUAUGGCCAACAUCUGAUUCAUUCUGUAAAUAAUCUUUCAUACACAUCUGGUUGAUUCAACUAAGGACAUUAUUUCUUUUUGUAUUAUAAAUUGAAUGAGUGUAAAAGAUUGGCAAGAAAUAAAUAUUUUGAUAACCA
Molecule: messenger RNA, 6794 nt
Organism: Biomphalaria glabrata
Lineage: Eukaryota; Metazoa; Mollusca; Gastropoda; Planorbidae
Product: tetraspanin-18-like
Exons: 10
Coding region: 678-1826 (382 amino acids)
Cellular component (GO): membrane
Source: RefSeq, a predicted model, not a curated record